CUUUACACAGAUUAAAAAUAUUCGUUGCCGCGAGCGUCAGCUGCGUCAGUGAAAAAUUUUUCGCUUUGCUUGUAAAUGUUUGUAUCAAAUUACGUUGAAAUAACUAUUCGUGUCGCAUGAGGGUUACUGUGAUUGUGAUUCCUUAGUUCGUGUAAUAGUUGGAGUUUCUGUGGCCGUUGAGGUUAUCUACAUAUUGAAUAACGACUUGCAAGAUGGUAAUAGAGAAAGUCCAUGGUCUUCAUGCUACGGGGAUGAGUCUCCAUGAUCGGUUUUCGAUGUUGGCGAGCGCAGCACCGGAUCGUGUACUGCAGAGGAAAAGACGCGCUUCAGUAGGAUCCCUAAUAAGCCAAAAUUACAACUACAGCAACCGUCUGAUUGAGCAGGUCGCUCGCCGGCUGGAGAUGCAAGCUAAAAGGCUAGCACUUAGACAACGGCUAGGUUAUCAACAGUCAAACUUACGCCGAGUGGGCAGCGAUGGCAACCUAGCAGGACUAAGGAGGUCUAACAGUUUUGGUAAUCUCAGCCAACAGAGCAUCAAGAAUAGAGUGGCUUGGAGACAGUCUAAUAAUAAUCUUAGCAGAUCAGCUUCGAUCAGUAACCUGGCCAAUCUAGCAUGGCGCGCUCGACCAGCACGCGGGUUUCGCAAACGCGGCGGCGGCCAGAGAGCAUUGCGGGGCAAGCUGAGGACUGGUCGUCAAGUAGGAAACCGUCAGGUUGGUCAGUUGAGGCAGCGGAAUGGUUUGCAACAGAACGGGCAACAGCGUCGCGGUUUCCAGCAACGCCGAGGAAUGCGUCGCCGAGGUGGACAGCAACAGAACGGUCAACGUCGUCAGCCACAACUACAGAAUGGCACACACACACAGAACCAACAGGCUGGGCCACUCGGACAACGACCACAGACUGCACGACGCGGCCGCGCGAGAGGACGAGGUGGAAUCACACGCAGCCAGUCACAGAACCCUAUUUUAACCAAGGAGGAGUUAGAUGCACAACUGGACCAGUACAUGUCAUGCACUAAGGCAGCUUUAGACCAGGAGCUAGAUAACUAUAUGAGAAACGCCAUGGAAUUGGAGUGAUGAAGAAACUAUUUGUGACUUAGUGUGUGUUCUAGUGAUUUAAGUGGAUGGGUGAGACUUUUAUACUAACUGUCUUUGACUAGUUUCUUUAAUAUAGACCAAGAGCUUACCACUUUGAUUUGUAAGACAUUUCAAGUUUAGCUCAGUCUCUUGUUGACAUUAAAAUCUGUAUCGAAUCAUCAUUUUGUGACGUCAUUUGCGUAAUGACGUCAUCGUUUGCGGAAUUGUUUAAAGUUUUAUGGUAAAAUAUAUAUUGCAACGAUUCAUAUCAUUAUUCAUUAACUUUUGUCUUAGUUUGUGUGAACAGUUGUUCUGAUCCAACUUAGCCUGGUAACAUAAUGUUUUUAUACUUUAUGCCUGAAACUGGUGUAACUGGUGAAACUAUGUUCAUAAAUGUAAAUAUAAUAUAUUAACUGUAGAGUCGGGUAGUUGCCCACGUAAGAAAAUUAAAAAUCUAAUUAGUCCGUCAGUUAGAUAUUGAAAAAAUAUUAGACACGUACA
Spodoptera litura is the source of this 1577-nucleotide messenger RNA. RefSeq lists its product as uncharacterized. The record is from RefSeq and is a predicted model, not a curated record. NCBI's taxonomy places the organism in Eukaryota, Metazoa, Arthropoda, Insecta, Lepidoptera, Noctuidae.